Molecule: messenger RNA, 1806 nt
Organism: Neogale vison (American mink)
Lineage: Eukaryota; Metazoa; Chordata; Mammalia; Carnivora; Mustelidae
Gene: METTL18
Product: methyltransferase like 18
Exons: 2
Coding region: 509-1621 (370 amino acids)
Biological process (GO): peptidyl-histidine methylation, to form tele-methylhistidine
Molecular function (GO): protein-L-histidine N-tele-methyltransferase activity
Source: RefSeq, a predicted model, not a curated record
UGGCCCGCGGAGGACUCGCCUCACCGGGGCGCGCUCCGCUUCCCGAGGGAGGGGCGCGCGGACUCUCCGUGCCGGUGCCGAGACCUUCCCGGCCGCGAGCGUUCUCAGGUCCGGGUCGCUGACGCGCUGCCCUGACGCACUUUGGGGGGUGCAGGCGGAAGCCCCCCGACUUGCUACCGCCUCUUCCCUGCGCCUUCUGGGCUCCCGGGCGACCUGGGACUUGAGGCCGGAAACGAAUCCGAGCCUCGGGGCGCGGGGAGAAACAGGCACGUGUCCACCCACUUCCCCGUGCGCCCCCCGGAGCUAAUUUGAAAGGAGAGAGACGACCUCUAAAAAGGCGUGUGGAAACAUCUCUCAGUCUGUGUAACUGUGUGCAAGCAGCGAAGGGAAAAUUGAUCCCCAACAGAACUAACAAAAAUUGAAGCAGGUUAUGUAUGUGUCAUCGGUUCUACCCAGAAUUCGAAGAAUCCUCCUUUGAAUUGAAGGACUGUGUGCCUUUCUUGAGAGGAUGACUUUUCAGUUUAAUUUUACUAUAGAAAACCAUCUGGAAAAUGAAUCCACACCCCCUGGAGAUGGAGCUUUGGCCCUGGAUUCCUCCGAAGAGUCUUCAGUCUCAGAAAGUAAAAAAGGUCGACAUAGGAACAGAAGACGUUCUACAGAAAAGCUUGAGUGGCCUCAGGAUCAUUUGUUGGAGCAUAAGCCAGUGGGCAGCGCAGCUCCCUCUCAAGACACAGACGGCUCAGUCAGUGCAGCAAACAGCUCACGUAACCUGGAGCCCCAUGAAAACCAUCCCUGCAUGAGAGUGGCCAAAGAGCAUCCUAUGCCCGAAGAUUCAACAAAAGUGCUAGAAAACAAAGUUGUGGAAACAUUACCAGGUCCCCAACAUGUUAAUGUAUCCGUCAUGAAAACUGUCUUGUUGAAAGAGAACGUCCCUGGAGAAAACAUAGUGUCACAAAGCAUUUCUUCUCACUCUGAUCUGAUUUCAGGGGUUUAUGAAGGAGGCUUAAAAAUCUGGGAAUGUACCUUUGACCUACUGGCUUAUUUCACAAAGGCCCAGGUAAAAUUUGCUGGGAAGAAAGUGUUGGAUCUUGGCUGUGGAUCCGGGUUGCUCGGUAUAGCAGCGUUCAAGGGAGGGGCCCGAGAAAUUCAUUUUCAAGAUUAUAACAGUACGGUGAUUGAUGAAGUAACCUUACCUAAUGUAGUGGCUAACUUCACUGUGGAAGAUGAAGGAAAUGAUGUCAACGAACCGGAUGUGAAACGACAGAGGAAAUCAAAAAUAGCACAAGAAUUAUGUAAAUGCCGGUUCUUUUCAGGGGAAUGGUCUGAGUUUUGUAAGCUAGUACUAAGUAGUGAGAACUUCUUUGAAAAAUAUGAUCUCAUUCUCACCUCAGAAACCAUUUACAAUCCAGAUUAUUACAGUACUUUGCACCAGACAUUCCUUGGAUUGUUAGAUAAGAAUGGACGGGUGCUUUUAGCAAGCAAAGCACAUUAUUUUGGUGUAGGUGGAGGCACUUACCUCUUUCAGAAGUUCGUAGAAGAAAGGAAUGUAUUUGAGACCAGAACACUUGAAAUAAUUGAUGAAGGACUAAAGAGAUUCCUAAUUGAAAUGACUUUUAAGUAACCGAUUUAUUGUCCACCAAGUGUCCUAAGUGAAAUAAACAGCACAGCCAAAAACUUGUUUCGAAUAUUUGAUUUCUGCUUUGCUGUUAUUUUUUUAAUUAUGAUGUUUGUUUAUCCAAGUAAUAUACCAACUAUAUUAAUAACAUGUACUUGCUAGGGAAGACUGAAUAAAUAGUGUCCAGAGCA